Messenger RNA from Aspergillus fumigatus Af293, 3795 nucleotides. RefSeq lists its product as uncharacterized. The record is from RefSeq and is a predicted model, not a curated record. Lineage: Eukaryota; Fungi; Ascomycota; Eurotiomycetes; Eurotiales; Aspergillaceae.
AUGCGUCUCCAUCUUAUCAUUCAGCGUCACGGUCUACCCGUGACGCGCAUUCUUUGGACAACGUCACCGCCGUCAAUGUACGGUCAAGCGACACCUAGCUCUUCCGUAAUUCCUGCUGCGUCUUCCGCUAUUGCAUCAGCGCGGACGCCGAAUGCGCUAUACUCCAAUGGUGGAUAUACCAUCGCGCAGCUGCUGGAGGAUGUCAAUGAGGUGGUCCCGUUAGAAACGGAGCCGGCGAUUUUUGACAGCGAAUCGAGCGGUCAAUGGGGCCUGGAGGACUAUGCCGUUGAAGUGGGUGGCUCUGAGUGUCUGCAUUUCAUGGAGGUCGAUGGGCUUCUCAGGGAUGGGGAUGAAGUAGUCAUCCGUGCCCUUCAAAUCGCAGAUCUCAGAGCGAGACGGCUCUCCGGCCGCCACCAGAUUUCAAGUGACGGCAAACAUCUUAUUGAUGGGGUUCCCUUUGGUCGACCUUUCCUCAAACGGCAGACGUCCUCCAGACCGGCGAUUGCGAUUCCACCAAGGAAGAAACGGCGCACUAUGCUUGCGACUUGGGACGGUGUUGUGGAUGAUGGUGAUGAUGAGGUGCAAUGGACUCUUCCUGGGCGAGUAAGCUCAAUGAAGGAGCUAUCGAGACUCAAGGCUCAUGACGAUGAUGGCAUCCACGAUGAAUAUACGGAUUAUCAUCAUGACGACGAUUAUGAAGACUACCAUGAGAGUCAAGAUGAAUCUGGGGACGGGACAGUCAUCCGUCAUUCCCUCGGUGAGGGAGAGGAGGACGAAGCUUCGGAGAGCGACGCGGACGAUUCAGACUUCGAGGCCGAAGACUUGGCGGAAGAACUGGAGGCUCUUAAGGAAGACCGGGAGACCGUGGGCUUGUCUUCAGCGGAAGUGCUAGAAGAAAAGCCCACCGGGCCUGGAGGCUAUCCCCUGCGGACCAGGGCCAGUAUCUUACGCAAUGCUUCCGGGCACCACGCUGACCAUCAAGCUGCGACCAAAAGUCCAUCUGAAGCAGGUUCAUCGCGACGAGACUCCAAAGCCGUGCGGUUCAAGGAGGCCCAGCGGCAGACGUCACCUUGUCCCUCUCAGAGUGAGAGCGAUUCUCACUUGAGCCAGGCUGAGCAGGUUUCUGAGGGCUCGCCCUCCAUAUACAAGAGCUUCAGCAGCAGUUCCUCGAGUGACACCGACAAUUCGACAUCGGAUGAGGAAGACUCGACUUCUCCUUCCGAGACAACAACCUCUGCGUCGGAGGUCUCGUCGUCUGAGUCCGAGGCAGAAGAUGCAGAAUCUGAAGAUGAGGAUUCAUCCUCUGAGUCAGACAAAUCCUCAACAUCCGAAUCAGAAGACGAGUCCCUUCCCACUCCCGCACCGAACAGACAACUACAGCCCAAGAUGAACCCUCCAGGGCACGGUUCCCUCAGGACUAAGAAGAGCAAUCAACGCAACAAAUUGCGACGGAGGCUCUCGAAGCUCAAGGAGCUUGGCGCUCUGCCUGCCGAAGCCGACUUUGCAGCCCUCCGAGAAUGGGAAGCUAAGAAUGGGGUAUGGUACGAGCCACCUGAGCACAAGGCGAAUGAGAAGCGCCGAACCAACGAAGAGGAACAGGCGGAGUUUGAAGCAAAAAGACAAAAGUUGCUCCAUGCUCUGGCAACAGGCGGAGUAGACGUCGACGCCAUCAUGGAGAAAGAGAAUGAGCCCCCCGAAACAAAGACGACGAACGGGUCAGCGGAGGAGGAUGCGGAGUGCAAUGGGGCGGUUGUGGAAUCUGCUAACAAACGACGUACUCUGGAUGUCGCAAGCUCCAGACGGUUGCUUUUUGGGUCUCUAGGAGUGCGAGCCCCACGGUCCAAGGAAGAUGAAGAGAUCACUCGAAAGAAACUCGCGGGAAAAGUCAACAACUCCCGGAUCAAGGUGUCAGAAGAGCAAGCCCCCACGGAGGGGAGCGAUAGUGAAGCGGAAGAAAACUGGCAGGAGAAACUGGUCCUCAAAGCUACUGAAUGUGUUUUUGAUGACAUCGAGCUUUCUACACCUCCUUUCCCGUUUGAACAACGCUGGGAUGCCGAGGCUCAUCAAAUCAUAAAGAAGCGCAAAGGCUGGGGGCGCAAGAGGAAGAGAAGACAGCAACUGCACGUCUUCGAGGCAGACGAGUACGAAGAUUACGCGGAGGAAUCUAAUAAACAUUAUACCGAAGAAGACAUGCAGCUCAAUUACGAUGAUCCAGAGCAGCAGCCGAGCACCGAGCCCACGAAUGGAGUCGAGUCGGCAGGCGAAGAGCCAUCAGAAAACACGGAGGACGAUCUUCCUCCUCUACCAGCAGAUCUGAGCUCUGUCCCGGAUCUGACGGAAGGCGAUUUGAAGCAAGGAUCCGUGAUCGCUUUCAAGCAGCUUGUUGUGUCCAAGGAGACGAACUGGCAACCUACCGUGUCCGAUUAUCUUGUGGCGAGGAUAGACGACGUUUUCGAAGACAACGUACUCAAGCUGCAGCUUGCCAAGCGCGAUCGGCGACAAGUCGAGCAACCCGACAAGGAUGACGAAGAAGAUGGCACACGAGGAUAUGACAAGUUCGAAAUGCCCGGCAUGGACGACGAUCAAGCCGAAGACGACGGCUUCCGAGAGAUAUCAUUCGCCAAUCUGUUUGAUGCGAAGCUCGUUCAAGCUGCGGAUGUGGCAGACGUUGGGGUGGUCGACAAAGUCAGCAACUCUCCCGCAGCUGAGGGCUCCUGCCUUCAGAACUUCAAGACGGCCGACGAGGAUGACACGAUGGGUGAGGUCGAGGCAGCCAAUGACAGCAAUAGGAACUCUCCCCAACCGUCUGCCAGUUCGCAUGCUCGUGAGGAUCUCGAAACGGCUGCAGACGAAGCCGUCGAGGCAGUCGAUCAUACCGCGAAAGGGACCAGAGGUAGCAGUCCCGAAGACGACGCCAGUCCUGUGAUACAAUCACCACAAUUCGUUGGAUUUCACUCUCCUCAAGCGGAGACGGAGCCAUCGCUCCCAGAGCCGGGCCCUGAGCAGGAGACUCGCGAAGUCACCUCUGCUACUACUCGGAAUGCAGACGGGGGCGAUGAUAAUGGAGGACAAUCCAGUUUCCUUCCACAACCCACAGAGGCGCCCUCAACCCCUCAGUCUACUGUUCGUCCCAACGCCUCCAAUGACGCCCCUUCGGCGACGAGUUCGGACGACGACCUGCAAUUGCUCAGCAGCCCGGACAAUUACGUUAAUUUCAACCAUAUGCUUGAACAGCUUUUCCAGGGCAAGCGGCCCACUCCGGGCUCCCCGGGUCCGAAAGAGAGUCCGAAAAUGCCCGGGUCGCGGGCAUCAUCGUCUUCUAGUUCUUUUGUGCCUAACCCGUUCUACGAAAUCGACAAAGCCCAAGAAGAGCGCCUGCGACGACGCUCGGAGAAAGCCAAGGGCGAUGCUGUCACAGCAGAAGACGGAUCAGCGGCGGACUCUGCGCCGCCAAAGUUGCAACCGUCCACUCCCAUAUCCCGCAAGACCCCUACAAGCGCGCAGCCGCAGAGGUCUCCUACACCUCAAGACCGAUCCUCGAUGAGUUCAAUCCAAGAAAGCAACUGGCUGAUCCGGCAUGACCAGGCGUCUGGCACUCAGCCGCCCACGGCUUCGCAGCUCUCGAAUAUCGUCGAUCUGACUCAGUCCAGUCCGCCCGUUUCACCUGGCGGAAGCGACGAGGACUAUGCCAAAUCACAUCGACUGCCGCGAGGCUCUGGGUGGGUGCAGAAGAAUGUUCCGAGCACGCGGAGGCGCACCAGGCUUUCUUCAUCCGGAGUCAGAGGCAGACGAUGA